AUGACUCUUCCACGGACCGGGGCACAGUGAUAGCUAGGUGGGGGCACAUCUGCUGCACGACAGUCUUGUCCCGAUGACGUUGGCCGCUGAUCUGACGAUAUUCACUUGCUAGCUAUGCGUUUAAAAGGUAACGCGAUACAAUCUGUAGAUUAAAUAGCGAAAUUCUAUUCUAUGGAUGACACAAAAUACAAUUUAUUUAUUGUUCUUCGCUAUAGGUGCUAGCUAGCAGUGGGAGGCUGUCAAGCCAGCAAUGUCAACCGGUGUUAGUUAGCCUGCUAGCCCUGGACUUCACUGUACUCAGCCACAGUGAUUGAAUAAUGAUAACAUUUGCUUUCCGGGGAUGAAACAAAGUGUCUAGCUAGCUAACGUUGGCUAUAUCUUGUGGGAAGAUUUUGGCCAAACCUCACAUACAAUAGCCUAUCACAUACAAUAGCCUAGUUUAAAGCCUACUAGUAGCUAGCUAACUGGUAAUGAUGACAGCUGACAUGGGCUUCGUCCAUGGGCCGUUCCACUGAAUCGUCUAGCUGAACUGUCGGCACCGUUGUAACGUUAGGCAAGCUGGUCCACGAGUGGUUACAUUGUAGCUAGCGUGUGACUGGAUAGCUAUGCAAAAUUCUUAUAACUGGCUGUCACAUUAUUUUCGGGCUGUGCGUUAUUGCCGAGCCCUGCCUUGUGGUAUUGAUUCGUAUAAUGAGUGAUCAUUAUGUAAAAGUGAAGGUUCAACUCGAACAAAUGAAAUCAUCAGGCGAGGUUGUGGAGAAGGAGGAGGCAGAUAUUAUCGAGGAUGAGGUGCCGGUGGCAUCCCCGCCCGCAUCUGUCUCCCCAAUCCCGGCUAGUGGUACUCCCGUAGCCCAAAGGGAAACAUCCAAGACCUCUGUCACUUGCAGGAAUCGGAGUAAAAGUAGGAGCAAACUAGGCAAAGAUGAAAAGAACACCUGCGCAAAGCAGGAGUCAGACCCAGCACUGCAAGGGACUAUAGUAGCUUCCAAUGCCAAUUCGGGGAAACCCAUGAAUCGAAUAGACAAUGACCGGCAGAUGCUUCAAAUCAAAGGGACUGGGAAGAUUCUGCAGGGGAAGACUGAAGCGAAUGGUAACACUGUUCCCAUCCAACCGCCAAAAGACAUCAAAGUAAGCCCACACAACAAAGAGGAUGCAAACAAAGUUGCAAAGAGGAGGAAGCCAGUCACCGUGGACACGUUAAAAGCCAAAACCUCUUUGGAGGCACUGAAGCUCAGCAUCAGGCAGCUCAAAUGGAAAGAGUUCCCUAUGGGCAGGCGGUCUGCCUGUGACAUCUACUGGCAUGGAGUCUCUUUCCAUGACAAUGACAACAUCAUCUCUGGACAGGUCAACAAGUUCCCAGGUAUGAUUGAGAUGCUGAGGAAGAUCAACCUGACCCGAGCUGUGAGGACUAUGCAGGAGCUGUUCCCUGAGGAGUACAACUUCUACCCCCGCUCCUGGAUCCUGCCCGAGGAGUACCAGCUCUUCUCCGCACAGAUCAGUCUGGCCAAGGACAGUGAUGCGUCCCUGAAGCCCACCUUCAUCAUCAAGCCGGAUGGAGGGUCCCAGGGGGACGGCAUCUACCUCAUCCGUGACCCCAGCGACCUCCGGGUCAUAGCGGGGUCACAUACCAAGCAGUCCGUGGUCCAGGAAUACAUCCACAAGCCCCUGCUCAUCGACAAGCUCAAGUUCGACAUCCGUCUCUACGUGCUGGUCAAGUCCCUGGAGCCUCUGGAGAUCUAUAUCGCUAAAGAGGGGCUGUCGCGUUUCUGCACCGAGCCAUACCAGGAGCCUAGUCAGAAGAACCUGAGCCAUGUGUUCAUGCACCUGACCAACUACUCCCUCAACGUCCAGAGCGGGAACUUCGUCCACUCAGACAGCCUGUCGUCGGGCAGCAAGCGCACCUUCUCCAGCGUGCUCUACCGCCUGGCCUCUAAGGGAGUGGACAUCAAGAAGGUGUGGUCAGACAUCAUCUCUCUGGUCAUCAAGACGGUCAUCGCCCUGGUCCCUGAGCUCAAGGUCUACUACCAGGCCGACAUACCGUCCGGCAAACCAGGACCCACCUGUUUCCAGAUCUUGGGAUUUGACAUCCUACUGAUGAAGAACCUAAAGCCAGUUUUACUGGAGGUCAACGCCAACCCCAGUAUGAGAAUAGAACACGAGCAGGAGGUGUCCCCGGGGGUGUUUGAAUACGUCACCAGCCCAGUAGAUGAGGAGGUGAAGGUGGGAGUCAUUAGAGACACACUACGUCUCAUGGACCCCGCUCAAAAGAAAUCACCAACGUCCUACCCAGAGCACCAGCAGGAGGAGAUGUUGGGGUCACCAGUGAGGGGGCCUGGGGAGGAGGGGCGUGUCCUGCCCUCUAUGUGUCUGAAGCAGGUGUUCCCUAAGUACACCAAGCAAUUCAGCUACCUGCGGACCGUGGAGCGCAUCACUGCCCUCUUCCUGCGCUUCCUUGGGGUCAAGGGCAACAUGCGCCUGGGGCCCACUGGCUUCAGAACCUUCAUCAGGAACUGUAAACUGAGCAACAGUCACUUCUCCAUGGCGACUGUGGAUAUCCUCUACAUUGACAUCACACGACGCUGGGCCGGCAUGCUGCCUGACUCCAGAGAAGCAGGGAUGGGUCUGCAGGCAUUUGUGGAGGCCUUCUUCUACCUGGCCCAGCGCAGGUUUAAGUCUCUUCCCCUGAGGGAGCAGGUGGUGUCCCUGCUGGAGGUGUGUGAGGCUCAGCUGGACAACCAGGGAAAAGGGGAUCUUGGAGGAGCUCUACCCGAGGACAGCACCUCUUCCACCAGGCGCUCUGUAAGCUGCAGCAGGACCCAGCCAGGCAGGUCUCACCACCCCCACCAUACGUCGACCUCCACCCCAGGCCAGGCCCUGUCGGCCCCCCAGCUCUGCUCCCCGGCCACCCCGCGCAGGGCCUCGUCCCAAGAUUACAGGCUGCAUCAGAGACUACGGCCCACACACAAGGGCAAUGUAGAGAACUGACCUUACUAGAGGCUAAGGAGCUAUACUCCUACACACUCCUAACAGAGGAACACAAAGACUGGCUCAAAUUCCCCCAGGGGGUCCUGUCGAGAGAAGAGACACAGAUUGUUGGGAGCUGACCUCAGAGGCUCACCUCCAUGAGGCCUGUUCUGUAAUUCAUAAAUUUUACUUAAGAAGAGGAGGGAGUCCACAGGGGGGUUGAGGAAGUGGGAGAACAAGGGAUGGAGGUAUGGAGGGAGUGUAUUUCCUCCGGUUGGAGUGUGUGUGUGUGUGUCAAGACAGGCCACUCAGGUCCAGAGGGGGAGAUGGAUGGUUGUAAGGCCCUGCUUGAGAUGCACUUAUUGAUUAAUAACUUCAGGGUAGGUUGUGUCUCGUUUAAGCCCUGUCGAGCAACCCACUGGGCAAUCACACACACACACACACACACAAACACACACACACACACACGCUCUCUCUUCAGGGAAAUCUGUACACAUACUGCAGUUUUACACACAGUGUAUGUUGCGUGUAUGGAUCUGAGCAUUUGCACGAUAGCUUUAGAACCUAUAACAUUUGCACAGAUGUGAGUGUAUGUGCACGUGUGUGUGUGUGUGUGUGCGUUUGCAUGCAUGUGUGUGUUUGUGUAUUUGAGAUAACGGCCAUAUAAUGGCCAGUGGUACUGCCAUUCGGCUGUUCCUGCUCACAGAACCAAUCAGUGAUGAGAUGUCUCAUCAUUGUACCAAAGGGAAAAAGCCAUCCUCCCAGACAGUUCUGCCCAAUCACAAAUCAUCCCUUAGCCCAACAGUACCCCCUAUGCACUGAAGGAGAUCUGAGAAGAUUGGAUGGUAUAUAAGCAAUAUGGAAACAAACUCCACCCAGCCUAUCUGAAGACAAAAGUGAAGUAAAUAGUUAGUAAUUCAUUAAUAGCCAAUACCUAUCAUAUCCUCUCAGAUCUCCACAAGUGCGUAGGUUGUAGGGGCUAUGGUUUGAUUUAGGACUGGGCAUUUCAUAACAGCAGCUACUCCAAUAACAUAGCAGCCUUAGACAAACAGCAGUGAGAGAGAGAGAGAUGGUUACUCAAAAUGGCUGCCACAUACCCAAUAUGAGCACAUCUCCUUUGCUUUGACACCCUAUACCCUUCAUAGUACACUACAUGGGGAAUAGGGAGUUAUUUGAGACAGAACCAGGGCUGUACCAGGAGAAUUCUGUCAUUCAACACUGCUUGUUUACAAAUACUGUGUCAUCCGUAUCCAUAGGAAUGUUUUAAUUGUAUUUGAUUUUGUUGUUCAUUUUUCUCCACAUAAUUUAUUCACGUCAGUGUCACCUAUAGACAGUUGCUGCUUGCAGGAGAAUGAAACUAAACACUAAAGCUAUCAUCUUGGUUCCUUCAGUACCAUAUGGGCUGUUGUUUGUUCACAAGACCAUAACUACUGUAAUGUAUGUUCUUAAUUAAGACUAUAGACGUUUGCUCCAUCAUCUAAUACUGUACUUCACCACAGCAUCUGAGAAUAUAGAUACUCAACCAUAACCUCCAUUGGGAUGUACUGUAAGUCUGUUCAUAGCACUGCAAUACAGAAUAAAGGACUGCAUUUAAACCAGU
Molecule: messenger RNA, 4564 nt
Organism: Coregonus clupeaformis (lake whitefish)
Lineage: Eukaryota; Metazoa; Chordata; Actinopteri; Salmoniformes; Salmonidae
Product: tubulin polyglutamylase TTLL11
Exons: 10
Coding region: 691-2985 (764 amino acids)
Biological process (GO): microtubule cytoskeleton organization; protein polyglutamylation
Cellular component (GO): cilium
Molecular function (GO): tubulin-glutamic acid ligase activity; tubulin binding
Source: RefSeq, a predicted model, not a curated record